AUGGCCGCCACUCAAGCUCAGAACGCCAAGAAGGCUGCCCUCAAGGGUACCAACGGCUCCAAGACCCUCAAGUACCGAUCCUCCACCAUCUUCCGACGACCCAAGGUCCUUGAGCUCCCCAAGAAGCCCCUGUACCAGCGAAAGGCCGUUGCUCACUACCCCCGAAUGGACUCUUACGAUGUCAUCAUCUCUCCCCUUAACACUGAGACUGCCAUGAAGAAGAUCGAGGACUCCAACACCCUUGUCUUCAUUGUCAACAAGAAGGCCAACAAGUACCAGAUCCGAGAUGCUAUCAAGAAGCUCUACGAGGUCGAGAUUGCCUCUGUCAACACCCUCAUCCGACCCGACGGUAAGAAGAAGGCUUUCGUCCGACUCACCGCCGACCACGAUGCUCUUGACAUUGCCAACAAGAUCGGUUACAUCUAA
Molecule: messenger RNA, 426 nt
Organism: Yarrowia lipolytica CLIB122
Lineage: Eukaryota; Fungi; Ascomycota; Dipodascomycetes; Dipodascales
Product: 60S ribosomal protein uL23
Biological process (GO): ribosomal large subunit assembly; translation
Cellular component (GO): cytosolic large ribosomal subunit; ribosome
Molecular function (GO): rRNA binding; structural constituent of ribosome
Source: RefSeq, a predicted model, not a curated record